GAUACCGGCAAGUAGGCAGGGCCAGGGAAUAACGUUUAGCCUUCCUGGCUGAGCUAAAUGACACUCUCAAUAUGCAGGAGACUGUAACGGUGAGGCAUCAACAUCAGACUCUCUUCAUGUGUCACCUGCUCCCCUGAUACCUUCAACUGAACACUACCAAAGAGAGCAUCUAGUUUCGUUGCCAGCAUCAGGUACUUCUGUCACACCAUUUGACAUGUCCCCCAGUGACCCGUCUGUCACUCCUGAGAUCCCUGUCUUCACAGCACAAAAUGACACAGGACUGAAAAGAUAUGACCAUCCUUUUUCCGAGCCAGUGACAAUAGCCAUUGUUUUGGGGGUGAUCGCUGGCAUCGUUGGAACUAUCCUUCUCUUUUAUUACUUAAUCAGCCUAGUAACCAAGAAAAGUUCAGUUGACAUACACCCUCCCAAGAGCGAAGACACAGAUGUGCAUCUAAGUUCUAUUGAACAGAGCGUUGUUCAAGAAGAGCCUGCCGAUGUUUGAAAAACCUCAAAGAAAACACAAGACUUCAGUCAAUGGAAAAAGUAAUACAAGAAUCAGACAUCUCAGUAAAUUAUGUACCGUCCUGAGCUGUACUGUUAUAAGAGAAAAUGUCACCAUUUGAAGCUUCACGAUGGGGGGCGGCGGGGGAGGGACACCUCUUUUCAUUAGUAACUGAAGAUGACGAACAAGUUUCCUUUACACUUGAUUUCGUGUUGGUAAAAAUUUUUGUAACUACUUCACUAGAAAUUUUGCUCCAAAAUUUCAAUUGAGUUUAUAUGCUGUCCAUUAAGACUGACUUAUUUGACUGUGUUAUAUUUUGUUCAUAAUGUUAUCAUUGAAAGGUUUAUAGUAUCUCUGUGAAAUCCAAGUUCCUUUAUCAUUCUAACUGCUGAAUUCAGCUUCACUGUUUUAAAUAAACUAAAAGGCCGGCAAGUCCUA
Messenger RNA from Peromyscus leucopus (white-footed mouse), 940 nucleotides. It is a transcript of the gene Gypa, whose product is annotated as glycophorin A (MNS blood group). The record is from RefSeq and is a predicted model, not a curated record. NCBI's taxonomy places the organism in Eukaryota, Metazoa, Chordata, Mammalia, Rodentia, Cricetidae. The coding region runs from base 215 to 502 and encodes 95 amino acids. Gene Ontology annotation, cellular component: membrane. The transcript is spliced from 7 exons.